This is a messenger RNA of Ramularia collo-cygni, 3087 nucleotides long. RefSeq names its product probable FACT complex subunit spt16. Gene Ontology annotation, cellular component: FACT complex. Gene Ontology annotation, biological process: positive regulation of transcription elongation by RNA polymerase II; transcription elongation by RNA polymerase II. Gene Ontology annotation, molecular function: nucleosome binding. The transcript has a single exon. Lineage: Eukaryota; Fungi; Ascomycota; Dothideomycetes; Mycosphaerellales; Mycosphaerellaceae. The record is from RefSeq and is a predicted model, not a curated record. Bases 1 to 3087 code for a protein of 1028 amino acids.
AUGGCGGAGGAAGUCAGCAUCGAUCCGACGGCCUUUCACAACCGCCUCUCCGCGCUGAUCACCGCAUGGAAGGCCGACAAGCGCAGCGGCAACCAUGUCUUUGGUGACGUGGGCAGCAUCGUUAUUGUUAUGGGCAAAAGCGACGAGACCCAGGGUUUCCACAAGGCGAAUGGUACGCAGUUCUGGCUGUUGGGAUAUGAGUUCCCGGCCACGCUGUUUCUCAUCACCCUCGAGGCAAUGUACAUUGUCACCACCAAGAAAAAGGCAGCCUAUUUGGAUGUUCUCAAAAACGGAAAGACACCCGUCGAGGUGCUGGUGAGGGGCAAGGAUGCCGCGGAGAACACCAAGCAGUUCGAGAAGAUGACGGAGACGAUCAAGGCUGCUGGAAAGAAGGUCGGCGUGCUCACCAAGGAGACCAGCACUGGACCAUUUGUGACCGAGUGGAAGACUGCACUGGCAGAGAUCAGCAAAGAGAUCGAGGAGGUGGAUGUCAGCGCAGCGCUCUCGUCAGCCAUGGCUGUCAAAGACGAGAAUGAGCUGCGCGCGAUCAGAAACGCUGCCAGUGCCUCCGCAUAUGUCAUGAGAGAUUACUUCGUCGAGACCAUGUCGGAUAUUCUGGACAAGGAAAAGAAAAUCACCCACAAGGCCCUCUCCAACAAGGUCGGAGACAAACUGGACGAUGAAAAGUUCUUCCGCGCCAUCAAAGGAUUGGGCAAGUUUGACUCGAUGCAGCUGGAUUGGAGCGUGGCGCCAAUCGUACAGAGCGGUGGCAACUUCGACCUCAAACUUGCCAGCGAGCCGGACGACAACAACCUACACCAGCCGGGUGUCAUCAUCUCCGCUCUGGGAUUGCGAUAUCAGACAUAUGCUUCGAUGAUUGCGCGGACAUAUCUGGUUGAGCCGAACAAGACUCAGGAGAGCAUGUACAAGUUGCUGCUCUCGGUGCACGAGACGGUUAUCAAGGAGCUUCGGGAUGGUGUGCAAGCGAAGGAUGUCUACAACAAGGCAGUUGCUGUCAUCAAGGCAAAGAAGCCCGAGCUUGUGGAGCACUUUGUCAAGUCUGUUGGUUCAGGAAUUGGUAUCGAGGCCAAGGAUAACAUUCUUGUGCUCAAUGCCAAGAAUGUCCGCCAGUUGAAGGACGGCAUGACAUUCUCAAUUACCACAGGAUUCUCCAACCUGGAGAACCCAAGUCCUCGCGACAAGAAGCGUGACGGGACAUACUCUCUAUUGCUGAGUGACACAGUCCGCGUGACUGCCGGAUCCGAUGCGUACUGUUUCACCAAGGAUGCGCCGCGCGACAUGGAGAGCGCUUCGUUCUUCUUCAACGAUGAAGAGGAAGAGAAGAAGCCAAAAGCCAAGCCGAAGAAGGAUCCACGUGUGGGAGCUGUCGCUUCUUCAAACAUCACCAAGACUCGUCUACGGGGCCAGGGUGGUACCACACAGAAUGAAGAGCGAGAAGCGGCCCGCAGAGCCCAUCAAAAGGAGCUGCACGACAAGAAGCAAAAGGACGGUCUGGCGCAAUACACUGAAGGACACGGCAACCUCAACGGUACGCAAGAAAAGAAAUUCAAGCGAUUCGAGUCCUAUAAGCGGGACACUCAGUUUCCAUCCCGCGUCAAGCAGCUUGAAGUGUUGGUCGAUCAGAAGAAUUACUCACUGAUCCUCCCCAUCAUGGGCCGUCCGGUACCCUUCCACAUMAACACGGUCAAGAACGCCACCACCAGCACAGAAGGUGGUUUCUGCUAUCUUCGUAUCAACUUUCUCUCCCCCGGCCAGGGUGUGGGCAGGAAGGAUGAUCAACCCUUUGAGGACCCCGGUGCACACUUUAUUCGCUCGUUGACCUUCCGUAGUAAGGACAACCAGCGCAUGGAAGACAUCAAAGAUCAAAUCACCGAGAUCAAGAAGGCUGCCGUUCGCAAGGAGCAAGAGAAGAAGGACAUGGAAGAUGUUGUGGAGCAAGACAAGCUUGUUGAGAUCCGCAACCGCCGCCCACUCAGACUCGAUGGUAUCUACCUGCGACCUGCAAUGGAGAGCAAGCGUGUCGGAGGAUCCGUUGAGAUUCACCAGAACGGUUUGCGCUACAAUCACAUUGGCUCUGCAAAGGUCGACAUCCUAUUCAGCAACGUGAAGCAUCUUUUCUUCCAACCUUGUGUCGGCGAGCUGAUUGUCAUCAUCCAUGUCCACCUUCACAACCCAAUAAUGGUGGGCAAGAAGAAGGUCAAGGAUCUGCAAUUCUACCGCGAGGCGACUGAGAUGCAAUUCGACGAGACUGGCAACCGGAAGCGUAAGCACCGCUAUGGUGAUGAGGAGGAGUUCGAAGCCGAGCAGGAAGAGAAGAGACGACGAGCACUACUUGACAAGGAAUUCCGCAACUUCACCGAGAAGAUUGCCGAUGCCGGAAAGAGUGAAGGUAUCUCCGUUGACAUGCCUUUCCGUGACUUGGGAUUCAACGGUGUGCCGAGUCGCAGCUCCGUCACCAUUCAGCCUACGACCGACUGUCUUGUCCAAUUGACGGAACCACCUUUCAUGGUCGUCACGCUCAACGACAUCGAGGUUGUGCAUCUCGAGCGUGUUCAAUUCGGACUGAAGCAAUUCGACAUGGUCAUCGUUUACAAGGACUUUACACGACCACCCUCUCACAUCAACACCAUUCCGGUGGAAUCUCUCGACAGCGUACGAGAUUGGCUGGAUAGUGUCGACAUCCCCUUUACUGAAGGUCCCCUCAACCUGAACUGGGCAACGAUCAUGAAGACUGUGAUCCAAGACCCUCACGAGUUCUUCAAGGAUGGUGGAUGGUCUUUCCUCUCCAACGAAAGUGAUUCCGAUGGUGAGGACGAGGAAGAAGAGGAGAGUGCGUUUGAAGUCUCAGAGGAGGAUCUCGCCAGUGAUGAGAGCUCCGAAGACGAGAGUGAGUUUGACGACGACGCAAGUGCAGAUGCUAGCGAGGAGGAUGGUAGCGACGACGAGGAAGGAGAUGAUUGGGAUGAUAUGGAGAAGAAGGCUGCGAGGAAGGAUCGUGAAGGAGGACAUGACGAUGAUGAGGAUGCGGGCAAAUCCAAGUCUAAGACGAAGUCGAAGAAGCGGUGA